AUGAAAGGCACUUUAAGAAUUAGAAGAUGAUGUUGGUAGCUUGUAGUUUCCGUGUUCUGUAGCUCUCACUCACUGAUUGUUCCUGGAGACCCUGAAGCUUGAGUGAGAAUUGGUGUCCAGAUUUCCUUGAGAAUCAUCUCAUCAUGUCUAUUAAUAGACCUCAGGAAAAACAGGGUGUUGUCCCCUUCGCUCUUGGAGCUUUCAGCUUGAUCUACUCUUCUUGCAUCGUAGUUCCUAGGUUUUGGUGACAUUUUGUAAAACAUCGGUAGGGUUUUUCCUGUUCCAAUGCUAACUUUGUGACAAUAGUACUGCUACUUCAGAGGGAUCUGAACUUUGAAGAAAUCUACUUAUAUUCUCCAGCUUACAAGAAUUCUGAAGAUAUUUAGGAUAUUCUGAGGUUGACAGGUGUAAUUUAGGAUUCAGGUUUCCUAUUUCGAGAGUUUCAAGAGGUUUGGAGGAUAUUCUGAGGUUGCGGUACAGGAUAGACUUCGUCGCUGGUUUAGGGUGACGAUCAAAUUCAGAAAUGGGGAGCCAGGGGGGUCACGGCUUGCAAGGAAUUAUUUUUCUGUCACUUGGAUUAUGGCAUCUUAUCUUCUUAUUUACAACUUACUUAAGAUCACCACGAGAAUACACAGCACGGGCAUGGUACCCUAUUGGUUUUCUGCCAUUGCGAUUCAAGCACCUGGAACUGCACAUCAUGCUGUUCUUUCUCCCCUUGGCAAUAUUUUACGACCUUGGAAUCUCGACAACCUAUGAACCCAUCGCCAGCGGUACAAUGCCCACUAGCAGCAUCAUGGGAUUUGAGCACGUCACCAUCCUCUUUAUGUUCUGGUUGUUCGCGCUGACAGUGCUCGUGAGCGAAUCCACACCAUUUCUUCCAUUUCCCCCUGAGGGAUCAUUUCUUUUCGCCAGCCUUGCAUUUGGAUUGCAGUGGCUAUCUAUCACUCACAGGGGGAGCGAGAGUACGGACUUUGAAAGGCAAUGUAGUGGCUUACUUGCAUACACCGCUGCUGCAUCCGCUGUCUCCUCAGGUUUGCUGGUGAUUCGACCCAGGGCUUUUCUUGUGAACUUUGUACUAUGUCUCUCUCUUAUUCUACAAGGAACUUGGCAGUUCCAAAUGGCGCUCGUGCUCUACUCUGAGAACUACAUCCCUCUUGGAUGUUCGUACGAUGCAGGAUCGAUGAGCAGGCCCGGCUCUUCAACGUUAGCCUCCACCAAAUGCAGUGAGGAUGCCAACACGCGAGCAUCCGCCCUCAUGAGCUUUGCAUUCAAUUGCCAUGUCAUUGUUGUGGUUUUCCUUUCAGUCCUCACAUUUGCCAUUAUUGCAAAAUUCAAAGGCCACCGCCGCAGCGCAUCAUUUGACUCAAUCGCUGCAGAGUUUGAGGCUGAGGCCGAGCUUGUACAACUGAACCAACACAAGCUAAGCUUCGAGAAGAGGUAGCCCUAUGGUCUCAUGAUCAAGUACCAGUUUACGGUAUCUGAACCUCGGUAAUUCUCCUUUCACGACAAACGAGUCAUAGAACGUCAUAAAAACCUUCACGCCAAAGCCAGUGACAAAACUUUCGUGUGUCUUCGCAGCUGACUAUUAAAACUUCUAUCAAAUUCCAAUGUACAGUUUAGGCCAAGAGCUGCUGUUUAAUAUUUAAAUCUCUCGACGUUGCCUAAA
Physcomitrium patens is the source of this 1666-nucleotide messenger RNA. RefSeq lists its product as uncharacterized. The record is from RefSeq and is a predicted model, not a curated record. NCBI's taxonomy places the organism in Eukaryota, Viridiplantae, Streptophyta, Bryopsida, Funariales, Funariaceae.